Cladophialophora bantiana CBS 173.52 is the source of this 303-nucleotide messenger RNA. RefSeq lists its product as uncharacterized. NCBI's taxonomy places the organism in Eukaryota, Fungi, Ascomycota, Eurotiomycetes, Chaetothyriales, Herpotrichiellaceae. Bases 1 to 303 code for a protein of 100 amino acids. The transcript has a single exon. The record is from RefSeq and is a predicted model, not a curated record.
AUGGCGGGACAGGCGAACAACGACACUGCGGCAUCAGAAAUGGGUGACUUCCUCAGAGAUGUUGCCCGGACGACGGUCGCCGGCCUAGCGAAUGCGGCCAAACAUUCGGCUGAGGAAUUGUUCGAUGAAGCCCGGCAGAAGUUGGUCGCAUCCGCGACAACAAUGACCAGGACAGAAAUAGCAGCUUCGACGACGUCUUUGCCGUCGCUUGUCGAUACGGGAAUCGGAACCCACUGGCUGAGGAACUUACUAGGGCGCUCCGAGUGGACGUUACCUUGCGUCGGAGUCAAGCUCGUUCUCUGA